GUCCGUGCCUAAUUCCAGAGCGAAGGCCUUCCCUCUCCGCCCCCACGUGCCCGGGCUGCUGGCCACAGCCCGCGUGCAGCGUGAAAAAAGGCUCGGGGCGCUCCCGGCCCGCACACCCGUGUCCAUCGAGGACGCCGUUCUUUCACCACUCCUAGUGCCCUUAAACGUGUCUCGAUGGUUCCUGGCCCGCUCCACCGAUGUCGUGCAUGCUAUUAACCUUACUUGGCACAACCCGUACUCCCAAAUGGAUCUCCCUGUCCCUUAUUCCUGGCCUCCUUGGUUUAAUUCCUCCUCCCUCAGUUUUUCUGAAUGCACCAUGAUUCCCCUCUACGUAUCUAGACCACCGCAAACGGCCUUACCCUGCUCCAGUAUUCCAUGGGGCCUCAGCGGCCGCCGUAUCAAGUCCGGCAAGCUGGACGAAUCCCUGACGUGGGACCCCCUCUCGCUUACCCCGCCAUGGUUCCUCAGACUCCCGCCGUAUCCCACGCCCCCUUGUAUUAAGGCCUGCCCACCUAUAACAAUCUUUCCCCUACGACAUACACCUCGCCUUGUCACCUGGAACUCAUCUUUAGCCAUAAACGUUACCUCCUCUCAUUCCUGGAGCUCAUUUUUUUACCCUAUUCUCCGUGCGGCGAUGGUUAGCUGGCCCUGGCACAACAUGUCCAGUCCUAUCACCGCCAACUCUGAACCCCCACGCUCCACGUGGGCGUGCCACGUGUACGGCAACUGCUUGGUCCUUGCCACCCCUGCCCCCGUUGGCACUCUUUGGGCCUGUUCCGACGGCAUUUUAUAUACUGCCUUGCCCGCUGUUUUAACCGACGUUGAUUGUUUUUUAACUGAUGUCGUAUUUUGUCCCCCUCUGUAUGCCCACACGGCCUCACCGCAUAGCCCAAGUCUCCAUCGCCACCUGCGUACCCCUGUGUGGAGCCAGCUGACUGACCGUGAGCGAGUUGCCAAAGGCUUUGAGUGGGCCGCAGAAGGUUACUUUGCGUGGGGUGUCAGCAUUGUAAAGGCCCGCGUGGCCAUCGCCACACUCGCUGAACUGGUCAAAGUUAUUGACAACGCCACCCAAGCCUCCCUCCGCCUCCUUAACAAACAGCUCCAAGACACUUCCCGCAUGACCCUUCAAAACAGACUUGUACUUGUACUUGUACUUGAUGCUUUGUUAAAGGCCGAACAAACCAUUUCUACUAUCUCUAAAGAAACAGUCAAGCAAAUGAUACUUGAACUAAAAAAAAGUGACAUUGAAGAAGAAGAAACUUGGACAGGCUUGCGGCAAAUAAAAUUAGAGUGAUCCUCCUUCGGAAGGAUCAAAGUGGGGAAAUGAAGGGGAACAAAAUGGAAGCCAACAGCCAUUUUAUGCAAAGGGACUGGCUGCAGAGAGAGGAUUCAGAAGAGCCCGAGGACACGCAGGUGACCAAGUGACCCCAGACCCUCCUCUUAGAGGGCUUUGCUCCAUGUGGUCACGUCUGCCACCGUCACGAUGCCCC
Messenger RNA from Alligator sinensis (Chinese alligator), 1490 nucleotides. RefSeq lists its product as uncharacterized. The record is from RefSeq and is a predicted model, not a curated record. Lineage: Eukaryota; Metazoa; Chordata; Crocodylia; Alligatoridae. The transcript has 3 exons. The coding region runs from base 245 to 1294 and encodes 349 amino acids.